AUGACAACCGCAACCGCAACAACUCGUUUCAUGUUGAUUGCAUGCUUCAUUUCCCUCUUUUUACUAAACUUACAUCAAUGCUAUCCCAAUCCAUCUCCACCAGCAACGACCACCUCAACCAAUACAGCCAUUUUACCGAAACCCACCCAAAAUGUCAAUUUUGACCUUUUAAAGAAAAUUGUCGUUCAGGAAUUAAAUAAAACGGACAAAGACGAUGAUGAAAUAGCAGAUGAACUCGAAGCUAUCAGACGAGCUAAAGAAAAAGUCAGAAAAGCAAAAGAAAGGGCACGCAAAUCUAGAGAAAAGGCAAAAGAACGCAAAGACCGAGACGACGAAGCUGAUAAUAAUGACGAUGACAAUAGCAGCAGUAGCACCGAUAAUAUUAGUGGCAGUAGCACAAAAUCUACAUCAAAGCAGUAUAAACAUCAUGAAUUAAACAGUAACGACGACGACAGCGAUGAUGACGAUGGCAAUAAAGACGAUGGCCACAAAAAGUCAAACUCUCAUAAUAACAGUAAAGAAGAUGAUGCUAACAACAAGGCAGGCACUGCAACAACACCAACAAAUACUGUGGUUACUACUAUUAUUGUUGUAUCUACCGAGACACCCAAAACCAUCUACACUGGCUCUGGUUCAUCCAGCGAUUCAGCAAAGCAAAAGAGCGAUACCUCAAAGCACCAUGAAGUAAGCGACCCAAAUGGCGGCUCGUCCUCUACAUCUGACAAUGGUUCAGCUGGCUCUUCAUCGUCUGAUAAUUCUGAAAUAUCUCAGGAUACUGCUGCAAUGUUGCGUGAUCAAUUAGCUUACCGUAAAGUGGUAACGGCACUUUCUAUUGUGGGUGGCAUUGCUGGUAUCGCCCUUAUUACUGGUGGCCUUGUAUUCACUCGUAUGCGAAUGCGCAAGAGAAAGAGAAAGCAAGCAGAUCUCGAAGUAGCUGAAAACAACAACAGUAAUGACAGCGACAGAGGUUCUCAAUCACAACCACCUCCUACUCCUCCUCACUCUCCAUCGUCACUCACGCCAUAUUCACAUUACCACACUCGCUUCUCCAAUGAUGGUGGCGAUACUGUCAUUGGCUUCAGUCAAGAUCCUUUUAGUGACCCUGCCGACUUGUCAAAUAGCAAAAAUAUGAUACAAUCUUUGGAUCAACGCAUGAGUCUACAACCUACUGCACCACCUUCAUUACCUGUUAGUCUCGAACCUCCACGCCGUUAUGCUGAAUACCGCCAAAAUCAAACGCUUUCCAUGUUAUCACAAACAACUGCAACAUCAUUACCUUCUGCACCGAGCGCUAAAGAAUUGGAUGCGCUACACUAUGGUAAUCCUUUUGAUGACGAAGGCUUUGAUAUCACGGAAGAGAAUGAAGAUGAGUUGCAACGCCUAGGACAACCGCACCACCGCCAUCAUAGACAUCAUCCUUCGAUAGCCAUAUCUGUAGCCACGUCGUCAAUCGCGCCGGACGAAGAAGUAUCACUACCCUCACUCUCACUAUCUUCCCAUCUGGCAGACACUGGUGGCUCGUCUUCAUCCUCAUCUUCAUCCUCAACAACGUCAAAUCGACCUUCCUACCUACAACAUCAACAGCAUUUACAAAAAUCACAAGAAUCCUUCUCAUCAUCCGCUAAUCUACCACCACCUCCUGCUUAUACACCGAGUGCACCGCCCAGUGCGCCUCCACUAUACGCUCUUCCAACAUCAAGGUUAGCGCUGGAAGCUGAGAGACAACAACAGCAACAGCAGCAAGAAGAAGAGGAGUCAAGGCGACAUUCUAUUAGCAGUUGCAGUAUCACAUCUACCUCAAGGCCACUGUCAUUAAGGCGCGGCUCUGGUAGUUUGGCAUUGAUAUCCUUCAAGUAG
Mucor velutinosus is the source of this 1857-nucleotide messenger RNA. RefSeq lists its product as uncharacterized. The transcript has a single exon. The coding region runs from base 1 to 1857 and encodes 618 amino acids. Lineage: Eukaryota; Fungi; Mucoromycota; Mucoromycetes; Mucorales; Mucoraceae. The record is from RefSeq and is a predicted model, not a curated record.